AUCACAAUUAGACGAGUAAUUAACCAGUGAACAACAAUCAACAUUGAUACUUGAAUAAGUUAAUUGUUUCCAAUCAAAGGUUUUCAAUUUUUAUUUCAUUUCUUUUUUACCUUAAUGAAUCUCUUUAUUAAUUGAUUUUUUUUAGAUUGUUAAAUUACAAUUAUUAGUAUUUUAGAUUGAUUUUAACACGAAUCAUCAAUGAUUAGAGUGAAACAAUUAAGUUUACUUAGUAUAAUCUAUUGGUUAUUAAACCAAUCAAUUGGAUCUGAAUCAUUACCCGUUCCCUUGACGCUAUCACCAAAUCCAGAUCAACCAUUGGCUUUGUACAAUCAGAUUAAAAUUGAAUCAAUAUCUUCAUUGGACACAACUCAGGCCACUUUUGAUGUCGAUCUGUUUCUUAUUCAAAAUUGGUACUUAAAUGAAUCAGUUUGCUUACAUUACACAAAAUUACACGAUAACUAUCAAUUCAGAGCCCCGCUAAUUGCUAACGACGAUGAUUUAACCAUAAUUGAAUCUGAUCUAUUGUCGCAAAUUUGGUUACCACGAACUCAUAUUUCUCAAGUGAAAACGCCAAUCAAUCCAUCAUCAAGCUACUUCACCGAUGGAUUCAUAACAAUUUACCCUAAAUCACAGGUUAAUCAAUGUAUGAUUAAGUUCCUCAAACGGAUAUUAAUUAAGGUCGAAUGUGAUCUUGACUUUCGCCGUUAUCCUCGAGAUACUCAAAACUGUCCAAUCGAUUUUACUUCAGCUUUCUGGUCAAUGUCAACUUUAAAUUAUUUUUGGACAGAAAAUCCAAUUGAUAUUAAUCCAAUUAACUUGGAGCAAAAUGAUUAUUCAAUUAGUUUAACUACUUCAUCUAAAAUAGCAACUUCAUAUGAUGGACAAAAUCGAACUUGGUUAACAUUGCAAUUUACAUUUCGACGGAAAUUAGGACAUUUUAUCCUCGAGAUAAUAAUUCCCUCAAUAUUCAUAAUAAUCUCAGCAUUUUUUUCAUUUUUCAUCGCGAUCGAAACUGGAUCAGGACGAUUCGCCUUCAGCGCUCGACCAUUAUUCAAUUUAAUUGUCCUUUACAGUAGUUACAAAACCUACUUACCGCCACUUUCUUACGUCAAUGCUGGCGAUGUUUGGAUGUUAGCUAAUCUUUUCUUUGGGUUCAUCGCAAUGUCCGGUGUUGUUUUCUGUGUCCAUCUUUGGCAAAAGCAAGAAAUUAAACCAACCAAUUUAGGAAAUAGUUCACAAUCAACUUUAAUUGUCAGUAAUUUAACUCAUCCACCAAUCAAUGGAAUUGCUAAUCGUCGACGAACCCAAUUAGCAAGAUCAUUCACAAUCGAUGGUUUCGUCAAUAACAACAAUCUAAUUAAAUGUAAUUGUCAUCGAUGUCGCAAAAUUUUCAUAUUGAAAUAUUUUCACUUCUCAAAAUGUUUAAUUAAUCCUAAUCAAAUUAGUCUAAUGACUCGAGCUAAAUAUGAUAAUCUAAUGAAAAUCGUUUAUCCAAUUAGUUUUAUAACAUUUAACAUCUUCUACUGGAUUUAUCUCCUUAAUUCAGACCAAUAAACUAAUUACUUUCCUAACAA
Molecule: messenger RNA, 1574 nt
Organism: Panonychus citri (citrus red mite)
Lineage: Eukaryota; Metazoa; Arthropoda; Arachnida; Trombidiformes; Tetranychidae
Product: gamma-aminobutyric acid receptor subunit pi-like
Exons: 5
Coding region: 199-1554 (451 amino acids)
Biological process (GO): monoatomic ion transmembrane transport; regulation of membrane potential; chemical synaptic transmission
Cellular component (GO): synapse; membrane; neuron projection
Molecular function (GO): transmembrane signaling receptor activity; neurotransmitter receptor activity; extracellular ligand-gated monoatomic ion channel activity
Source: RefSeq, a predicted model, not a curated record